Messenger RNA from Mytilus californianus (California mussel), 3588 nucleotides. RefSeq names its product DNA-binding protein RFX2-like. The record is from RefSeq and is a predicted model, not a curated record. Gene Ontology annotation, biological process: regulation of transcription by RNA polymerase II. Gene Ontology annotation, molecular function: DNA-binding transcription factor activity, RNA polymerase II-specific; RNA polymerase II cis-regulatory region sequence-specific DNA binding. NCBI's taxonomy places the organism in Eukaryota, Metazoa, Mollusca, Bivalvia, Mytilida, Mytilidae.
UCUUUUUCGUUGAAGUUAGGAAAAUACUUUUUCCAAAAACGUGAAACUGUUCAUUUAGAAAAGAAAGGGGAAAAUGGUAUUUUUCUUCACAACAAAUGUUACUUCCCCACCACACACUAUUUAUAUGGGACUGGAUAAACAUGAAAAUGAAGACUUAAUUAAAUGGGGAUUUCCUGAAGAUGUAUGGUUCCAUGUAGAUAAAGUAUCCUCAGCACACGUCUACCUCAGACUUCAUCCGUAUGAGACAUUAGAUGAUCUACCACAAGCAGUUAUAGAAGAUUGUGCUCAAUUAGUUAAAGCCAACAGUAUAUCAGGAAAUAAAAUGAACAAUGUAGAUGUAGUUUAUACAAUGUGGGACAAUCUGAAAAAGACUGGUUCAAUGGAUGUGGGACAAGUUGGCUUCUUCAAAGAUAAAGAGGUGAGAAAAAUAAGAGUAGAAAAAAGAAUGAAUGAAAUUGUAAAUAGACUUAAUAAAACAAAAGCAGAACGAACAGUAGAUUUACGUGCAGAGAGAGAGCAAAGAGAUAGAGAAGAAAGAGAAGAUCAGAAGAAAAAAUUACAGGAACAAAGAAAAAGAGAAAAGGAAGAUGAAGAUAAAAAGAAAAAGGAUGCUGAAACUAGAUCUUAUGACUCACUUAUGAGGCCGGAAAAUAUGACAUCAAAUGUGGAUGCUGAUAAUGACUCAGAUGAUUUUAUUUCCAGUUGCGUUUUGAAUGAAUAUCUUCAAUAAAAAUACAUUAAUGAUAUGCAGAAAAUAGUUCAGUUCCUGUGCGGAUGAAUAUUUCCUUUUGCUGACGCGAGGAGUCUGGCAACAGUUGCCGUAGGAAUAAACGCCAUAGCCACCGUAGCUGACGACUGUUACCCACCAACAUUAUUUACAAAUUUACAGCUAUACAUGGCUACACAGACCUUUGUAACGGAUCUUCAAGCCAUGAAUCCAACAGUAGUACAGUUACAGAGUUCCAAACAGGCACAGCAAGUUCAGAAUUCAGAUUCAUCUCAGAAAUCCCAGGGCACAACAAUAAUACAGUCUGCACAGGGUCAUCCUCAACAGUUUGUUAUUACAACUGUCCAGGAAGCCUUAGAGAACCAGCAUGGACAUGAAAAUGUUACACUACAACAAGGUGGACCAACUGUUUAUUCCACCCAAGUACAGUAUGUAGAUGAUCCAAGUCUCUACUCAACCAACGGGCAAAUGCAGGGUACAACUUUCCAAACAGAAUACGGACAAACAAUGUACACACCAGUAUCUGGUACUUACUACCAGACUGUAGCUACAGGAUUAACACAAUUGGGUACUAUGCAAGGACAAAUAUUACAACACCAGACAGGUACAUACCUGAUACAGGGAGGGACAAUGGAUGGAGAAGGUACUCCACUUACUACCACUACCAGGGCAUCACCAGCCACAGUUCAGUGGUUGAUAGACAAUUAUGAAACAGCAGAGGGUGUAAGUCUGCCGCGGAGUACAUUAUAUAAUCAUUACCUUCGUCAUUGUCAAGAGCAGAAUUUAGACCCAAUGAAUCCAGCUUCCUUUGGUAAACUGAUAAGAUCUGUGUUUCUUGGUCUGAGAACAAGACGUUUGGGAACAAGAGGAAAUUCCAAGUAUCAUUACUAUGGUAUUAGAAUAAAGGCCAGUUCACCUCUAAAUCAAUUUACAGAUGAUCAAACAAUGGCCAUGAGACAACAACCCAUGUAUCAGGGUAAAAAAUUCCGUCCACCCAACAAGUCAGAUGAAGACAGUUAUGACAGUGCCCAACAUGGACCAGUAGAUGCUGCAACAGCUCAACAGCAACAACACCAACAGUUUCUUGGAGAUGCUUCUGGAGCCUUACCUAACUUUGGAACAAUAGACACAACAAAAAUACCCUUACCAGAUGGUGUUACCCUUGACCAUAUCAAAGCCUUUGAAAAAAUGCACAAAGAACAUGCUGAGGCUAUAGUGGAUGUAGUGGUCAAUUUACAGUUUUCUUUGAUUGAAGCUUUAUGGCAAGGAUUUUGGAGAAAUACUCCUCCUGAUCAGAUGAUAGCAGAUAAUGAUUAUGAAAAGAGAUUGCCAAGGGAAAAAUUAUAUGCUGUUAGUUUAUAUGAACCACUUCAAGAAUAUGUUAGAAAGGCAGAUUAUGCUUUUUAUCAAGCCUUAGUAGAAGUUCUUAUACCUGAUGUGCUGAGGCCAAUACCAAGUUCUCUUACUCAAGCCAUCAGAAAUUUUGCAAAAAGUUUAGAAAAUUGGUUGAAGGGUGCAAUGACUGGUGUUCCUGAUAAAAUGUACAAAGCAAAGGCAGGAGCAGUUAGUGCUUUUGCCCAAACAUUAAGGAGAUACACAUCAUUAAAUCAUCUGGCACAGGCAGCUAGGGCAGUUUUACAGAACACAUCACAGAUAAACCAAAUGUUAACUGACCUCAAUAGAGUGGAUUUUGCUAAUGUACAAGAGCAAGCAUCAUGGGUAUGUCAGUGUGAAGACACAGUUGUUCAACAGUUGCAAGAAGAUUUCAAACAGACAUUAGAAAGACAAAACUCUUUAGAACAGUGGGCUGUAUGGUUAGAAAGUGUUGUAAACAAAGUGCUCAAACCACAUGAUGGAACAGAUAACUUUCCUAAAGCUGCACGACAGUUUUUGUUAAAAUGGUCCUUCUAUAGCUCAAUGGUGAUCAGAGACCUGACCUUACGUAGUGCAGCAAGUUUUGGAUCCUUCCAUCUGAUUAGAUUACUGUAUGAUGAGUACAUGUUUUAUUUGGUGGAACAUAAAGUAGCAGCAGCUACAGGAGAAACACCUAUAGCUGUUAUGGGAGAGUUCAUUGACCUUAGUAGUGCUGUUAUGUUAGGAACAUUAGAAUCUGAUUCCGUGCCUUCACCUGUUAUAAACAAAGCUCCAGCCAGUAAACCAGCAGUUACGAGAGAUCAUACUGGUCAGGAACAUACAACUACACUUAUGGUUCUGACAUCAAAUUCAGGUUCACACAAUGUCAAUGGAAAUGUGAUAUCCACAGCCGCUAAUCCUACAACAGUGACAGUCCGAGCAGCUACAGCCCAAAAUUCUGUCCCAGGGGCAAAAACUAUUGUUGUUAUGCCAGUUUCCAAUGCAGUUGGAUCUGGUGAUGCAAGUGCCAAAAGACUGAAAGUUGAAUAAGCUAGUCGUAUCAAGGACAAGGAUCUUUGAUCAUAUCUCAUAUGUAUAUAAUUUUUCAUAUGCAUAAACAAUGUUGCUAGUGUUAUAAGAUUUGUGAUAUUCAGACAUUUUAGUAGUGUUUUUCUUAGCAUUAAGAUUGUUGUGUUACUAUUUUAUCUUUUUUUAAACAAUGAAAAUCAAUGGUUUUUACAAUGAAAUUAUUCUUGUAUGAUUGAAAUAAUUUAGCUAGUUUGAUUUCCCUUUAUUUUUAUUGUUUGUUAGAUAAAUAGUUACUUUUCCCCUUCACAUUCCAGAAAAUAUACCAUUUCAAAAUGAAAUCUCAAAAGUUUCUCAUAUUUCUAAUUCGUACAGGGUUUAAAUGCCUACUAUCUGCAAGUAGAAUGUUUCCAUAUUUUUUCUUUAUUUGUUGUUGAAGCUUUUUCAUAUUCCUGUUUAAACCAGAAAGAUGAUGUAACCAA